Messenger RNA from Neomonachus schauinslandi (Hawaiian monk seal), 2060 nucleotides. RefSeq names its product dehydrogenase/reductase 3 (gene DHRS3). The transcript is spliced from 7 exons. The record is from RefSeq and is a predicted model, not a curated record. NCBI's taxonomy places the organism in Eukaryota, Metazoa, Chordata, Mammalia, Carnivora, Phocidae. Gene Ontology annotation, molecular function: oxidoreductase activity, acting on the CH-OH group of donors, NAD or NADP as acceptor. The coding region runs from base 769 to 1632 and encodes 287 amino acids. Gene Ontology annotation, cellular component: lipid droplet.
GGCAGCCCUCUCGCUCCGCGCCGCUGCUGCCCCGGGAGCGAAUGAAUAAGGCGGCGCUGACGAGGGCGUCCGAUCCACACGCGCUCCGCACCCGGGCCCUCUCCAAGUUGGAAAGGACAAAAAGAAGGCAAUAAAUGCUAACAAGGGAGAGAAAGGGAGCCGGAUCGAGCGGCAACUCCCGGCCUCUGCUGGGAGAGGGAGGGCGAGAGCCGGAGAGAGCGAGCGCGCGCGAGGGCGAGCCAUGCACGUAAAGAAACUGACACCCGGACCCCCCACUUCUCCUGCACGUUGCUGGCAAUCAGAUCGCGUUUAAGCAAUUUCCUGAGCCCAAGAAUAGCAAUGAGUCGGGAGACUUUCGCGGGCUGAAAUUGGGAGCUCCAAGCACUCUCCCCCCACCACUUUUUUUUUUUUUUCCUGGAGAAGGGGUGGGGGGGCGCUACAAUUUGGAAACGGCAUUUUUUUUUUUAAUCUUGCACUUUGAAACCGCGGGACUGUAGCAGGGUGCGCGCGUGUGGUUGGUGCCUUUUUUUUUCCCCCUGCCUAAACUCCUCUGUCAGCCUGUAAACAUUACCUGAGAAUUCCCCAGCCGAAACGGCUGCUGGGGCAAGAAACUUCUUGUUAGAACUUUCCACCUCCGGCUUCCCCUCCAGCCCUCUUACUGUCCCAACCUUCUCAGACGCUUUUUCUCCUCCCGAGGAGGAUUUAUCUUUUUUUUUUUCCUCACCCGGUGUUUUGCAUUUGGGAAGAGGUGAUUUCAAGAGUGGCCAGAUGAUCUAUCUGGUGGCCAAAGCAGCCGUCGGACUGGUGCUGCCCGCCAAGCUGCGGGACCUGUCGCGGGAGAACGUCCUCAUCACGGGAGGCGGGAGAGGCAUCGGGCGCCAGCUCGCUCGCGAGUUCGCAGAACGCGGCGCCAGAAAGAUUGUUCUCUGGGGCCGGACUGAGAAAUGCCUGAAGGAGACGACGGAGGAGAUUCGGCAGAUGGGCACCGAGUGCCACUACUUCAUCUGCGACGUGGGCAACCGGGAGGAGGUGUACCAGACGGCCAAAGCUGUCCGGGAGAAGGUGGGCGAUAUCACCAUCCUGGUGAACAAUGCUGCCGUGGUCCACGGGAAAAGCCUCAUGGACAGUGACGAUGACGCCCUUCUCAAGUCACAGCACAUCAACACCCUGGGCCAGUUCUGGACCACCAAGGCCUUCUUGCCGCGGAUGCUGGAGCUGCAGAACGGCCACAUCGUGUGUCUCAACUCCGUGCUGGCACUCUCCGCCAUCCCCGGUGCCAUCGACUACUGCACGUCCAAAGCCUCGGCCUUCGCCUUCAUGGAGAGCCUCACCCUGGGGCUGCUGGACUGUCCUGGAGUCAGCGCCACCACCGUGCUGCCCUUCCACACCAGCACCGAGAUGUUCCAGGGCAUGAGGGUCAGGUUCCCCAACCUCUUCCCGCCGCUGAAGCCGGAGACGGUGGCCCGGAGGACGGUGGAAGCCGUGCAGCUCAAUCAGGCCCUGCUCCUCCUCCCGUGGACCAUGCAUGCCCUCAUUAUCUUGAAAAGCAUACUCCCACAGGCCGCACUGGAGGAGAUCUACAAAUUCUCAGGAACCUACACCUGCAUGAACACUUUCAAAGGGCGAACAUAAAGGCCGGACGCAGAGACACGCUCGCAAGCCACGGAACCUGAGGGGGCCGCGGUGCUGGGCACACACCCCCGCGCCUGUCCCUUGGCACACUUCUGCUGGGUGAGCAGGACUGCUCCUGGCCCCAGGAAGAAUCCGGGUGCCCCCCCCAGGCCAGCCCCAGGACCUUUGCACAGGACUGACGGGUGUAACUCUGACCCCCAUGGGGAGGCGAGAAACCAGCCAGCAGCCACCUUGACACUUUGAUACAUUUCUAAUUCUGUAGAGUUUAUUGUUAAAUUGCUUCUCGAGUCUAACCAGCCUUAGCAGUGUGCCUAGACUGUUCCCAGGAGGGUCUAUACCCAGAUGCUCUCUUCUUUCCGAAAUCCACCCAUCCUCAGCUUGUGCAAACUGGUUGAAUGGCAGGAAUGAAAAAUAAAGAGAUGGUUUUU